Messenger RNA from Cucurbita pepo subsp. pepo (vegetable marrow), 1054 nucleotides. Its product is annotated as reticulon-like protein B5. Gene Ontology annotation, biological process: response to bacterium. The record is from RefSeq and is a predicted model, not a curated record. Lineage: Eukaryota; Viridiplantae; Streptophyta; Magnoliopsida; Cucurbitales; Cucurbitaceae.
UUCUUCCAUUUUCUCUGCUUCCAUUUUCUCUUGUUCAAUUUUGCUGCAAAGAUCCAUGGCUGACCAACCACGCGAGCGGGAUUCGGUUAUCGACAAGAUUUCCGAUAAGAUCGGCGACUGCAUUUCAUCGUCUUCAUCCGACUCUGAUGAUGGCCUGCAUUCCAAAAUCGAUGCUGUAAAAUCCCGUGUUUUUAGGCUCUUCGGUAGAGACAAGCCCGUCCACACCGUUCUGGGCGCUGGAAAGCCUGCUGAUGUUUUUCUUUGGAGGAACAAGAAGAACUCUGCAGGCAUCCUUGGGGUUGCCACCGCCUUGUGGAUUGUUUUUGAGCUGAUUGAGUACCAAUUAAUCACCCUCGUGUGCCAUUUAUUAAUUCUUUUACUUGCUAUAAUGUUCUUGUGGUCUUAUGCCAAUACGUUUAUCAACAAGACCCCACCUCAAAUCCCAGAUAUGAAACUCCCUGAAGUUUGCUUUCUUCAAUUUGUCUCUGCACUGAGAAUCGAAAUCAACCGUGCAAUCUCCAUUUUACGUGGAAUUGCUUGUGGGAGAGAUUUGAAGAAGUUUCUCAGUGUUUUUCUUGGUUUAUGGGUUCUAUCAGUAGUUGGCAGUUGGUGCAAUUUUCUGACCUUGUUAUACAUAUCCAUUGUAUUGCUACACACGGUGCCAGUGUUUUAUGAGAAGUAUGAAGACCAGGUUGACCCAUUGGCUGAGAAAGCUUGGAUAGAGUUCAAGAAGCAGUAUGCUGUAUUUGAUGCCAAGGUUCUAAGUAAAAUCCCCAUUGGGGCACUUCAAGAGAAGAAGAAGAAGAAUUAGAUUAUGAAGCAUUUGUGUCUGGUCAUGCUUACCUACACCAUAUUCCUCUUAGCAGUCUUGUUUUCUUUUUCUGGCAAGACAGCUCUCAGUAAGUUUUGGGCAGAUUGGUGAUCUCUGCACCAAUAUAUCUUUGCCUUUUCUUGUCAAUGCCAAGCUUAGGCCUUCUUGAGUAAUUUUUUGUUUGAGUUCAACGGGAUGGGGAUUCGAACUUAUUACCUCUCGGUUGAGGAUAUAUGCCUUAUA